Oppiella nova is the source of this 630-nucleotide messenger RNA. Lineage: Eukaryota; Metazoa; Arthropoda; Arachnida; Sarcoptiformes; Oppiidae. The record is from the annotation of a GenBank genome assembly.
AUGAUUAGAUUCUGUCCCUGGAUGGGUCUCGUAGACCAUGUCUACCAAAACUAUGAGCUAGGACCUGUAUUCUGUAAAUUAGAGGGAUUUCUCAAAAUGUUAUGUCUAUUGGCGAGUGUGUUAUCAUUAGUAAUCAUAUCCAUCGAUCGUUUCAUUGCAAUCGCAUACCCAUUCAAACGGCAUCUCAACCAUAAGGCAUCCUAUUUAGUCAUAUUUGCCAUCUGGGCGUUAGCUGUGAUACUGUCCAGUCCUCUGGCCUUUUGGCGAUCAUAUAAGGAGAGACAAUGGGCCGACUAUCUCGAGAAAUGGUGUCCCGAAGUGAAUGUGGAGACAACGAAAUACUACUGGCUGUUCCUAAUGCUACCACUCGUGUACUUCCCGCUCAUCGUCAUGAUUGUCGUCCACUCAGUGAUCAUCAAACAUAUGGAUAGGUACGAGAGGAUGACGGCUAUCAACGAGACCCCGGUGCGAGUCAAGCAUAGUCGCACUCUCAUCAAAAUGCUAUUCAUUUACAUCCUGACCACAAUUGUCUGUUGGUUUCCCCUGCAACUGGUGGUCAUGUACCGGCGCUUUAAGUCACCCACAGCUGAAUUACCCAGUUGGUACUUGGACGGCUGUUUCAUAGCGCAG